UUACUCCUUAUAGUCUUUGACAACUACUCCUCUUUACCCAACCUUUCCUAACCGAUAAAUCGUGUUGGCCUCUCAAUAUAUGGAGCUGCUCCUGCUGCAAAGUUCUGCAUAUCUACAUAUUUCUUCUUGUGACCCUUCCUUUUCUUGCUACCACUGUUUGCUCCUAUUGGGAAAUGGGGUUGGUGUACCGUGCUGUGAACCAUCUGAGCCGUUCAUUCGGCAAUCCACCCCGUUCCCUUCUACAGAUUCCUUGUUCGGGCCCUGCACAUAUCUAAUAGAGAUGGAUGGGAUAACGAACCCAAAGAGGAACAUUGAUUGCAAGAUUAAGAGAAACAGUCAAUCCCUUUUGAAAAGGGUAAUGCAACUCGUCCAUACUCAGAUGAUGGUAAACUAUGUACAGUUGCACACAAGCUAUUCUGCUAUGUGUGUUGAGAUAGGUGCAUUCCCAAAGUUCACCAUUUUCACAUGACAGCAGGGUCACAAAUUAUGAAGCAAGUUCUGUUUAGUGUUUUGGUCUUUUCCAAUGCUUAAAACUAGGCGAUAUAGUUUGUUAAUACAGAGGAGUGCAAUGGUGUAUUAUGAAGGUUCCAAAUGGUAACCGAAUUUAUCUUCUAGCAUUUAUGAUUGCAGAUGCCAAGAUCUAA
Molecule: messenger RNA, 644 nt
Organism: Rhododendron vialii
Lineage: Eukaryota; Viridiplantae; Streptophyta; Magnoliopsida; Ericales; Ericaceae
Exons: 3
Coding region: 80-469 (129 amino acids)
Source: RefSeq, a predicted model, not a curated record